Messenger RNA from Microplitis demolitor, 885 nucleotides. RefSeq lists its product as uncharacterized. The record is from RefSeq and is a predicted model, not a curated record. The transcript is spliced from 2 exons. NCBI's taxonomy places the organism in Eukaryota, Metazoa, Arthropoda, Insecta, Hymenoptera, Braconidae. Bases 64 to 528 code for a protein of 154 amino acids.
AGUUGAUAAGCAAUAGACCCAUUACUAUUUUAUUAUUUGGUGUUAAUAAAAAAUAAAAUAAAUAUGUCUAAAAUUUUAUUAAUUUUUGCUUUUUCUGCAUUACUCAGUUGUGUUAUGGGUCAAAAUUUUGAAGAUCCAUACUAUAAAUUAAGAAUUAAAGAGCAACGGGAGAGAAUUACAAAUAUGCUUAAUGAAUUAGCUGAAUCUACAACAAAAUCAGUAGAGACGACAACAGAAAAAAUGGAAACGACAACAGAAACCAUGGAAACGACAACAGAAACAAUGGAAACGACAAAAAAACCAAAGGAAUCGACAACGAAAGCAGUGGAAGCGACAACAAAAUCAUACGAAUCAACGACGAAUUCUGAUAAUCUUAAAAAUUUAGAAGAUUCCUCCAGCACACCUAAAAAUUGUUUGGUCAAUAAAAUGCUUUGUUUCAUCAUUAAUGAUCAGUGUUGCCCUGGAACCACAUGCGUACCAAUAAUUUUGUCGUUUGCUGUCGGAACUUGUGUACAAAAAAUUUUAUAACAGACCAUUCUCCAAGCUGUGGCUGAUGCCAAGAAAAAAGUUCCCCUGAACUAUUGGGACUUGAUCAAAUUUUUGUAGAACCAACUUUAUUAAUUAAUUAGUCUUUUUCCAUAUACUAUAUAUAAGUUGAAAAAUACGAUUAAAAGUCUGUUGAGCCACGCCCACUGAUUUGUGCGUCUAUUGAAACUUAAUUGAACUGAUUACAUUUUAGGCUUGAGCUUAUAAGCGUUAAUAAAAAUCAAAAUAUUUACAUACAUCGAUUCUCUAACCUAACAUAUGAUAAUUAUAUUUUACUAAUGACGUCGUUAUAACUCGCGAAAUAGCUUCAGCGAAAUAUAUAUAAGAUAUAUUAUUCAA